Messenger RNA from Quercus robur (English oak), 2148 nucleotides. Its product is annotated as probable serine/threonine-protein kinase PBL1. NCBI's taxonomy places the organism in Eukaryota, Viridiplantae, Streptophyta, Magnoliopsida, Fagales, Fagaceae. The transcript has 5 exons. Gene Ontology annotation, molecular function: ATP binding; protein kinase activity. The coding region runs from base 280 to 1908 and encodes 542 amino acids. The record is from RefSeq and is a predicted model, not a curated record. Gene Ontology annotation, biological process: protein phosphorylation.
CUCUCUCUCUCUAUUAUUCUUAGUAUUCCUUCAUUUUUGUCUACUUUCUCUCUUUCUCUCUCUCUCUCUCUCUCUCACAAAGAUAAAAUCUUUCUCACUUCCCCAGCCUUUACCAUCUGCUUUCUUUGACUUGAGAAGGGCUUUUUUUUUUCCUGUCAUCAAAUCAAGACCACAGAUUCAAAUUAGACCCAUUUGGGCAAUCUGUUCAGAGUUUCAUGAGCUGCAAUUUUCCAGAAAGACAGAAAACCAUAUAACAUCCUUAGAUACUUGUAUAGUAAGAUGGGGUGUUUCACAGUUUUGAAGAGUAAGAAGAAAAAGUCUGAGCACAAUGUUUAUAUGAAACGUGCUAGCCAUAACGAUCAUUCGCCCACUGUGUUGCCGGAACCCCAAAUCCAAACCCGGUCCCUACAGUCUGCACCCCCAAGUUUUAGGACCAGAGUGAAACCAAUUCAACCAGUUAACAAAAUCACCAGUAAUAGAACAAGGGCAUUAUCUGCUCCGUCGACUCUUGAUGCUGCAGAGCAAGAUGCUCUUUCAUCAGUUGAAUAUGAUGAACAGGAUGAGUCCAAGUAUCGAACUGGAUCAAUAAAGGAACAACGUUCACCAAGUCCUCAACCUCUUCCUCUACCAUCGCAAUGCACUGCUGCACUAAAAACUACCGGAAGCUUUAAGUCAGUUACUAGUAGUGGCCCUCUCUUUUCUGGACCAUUGCCACUGCCUCCUACAGGAACUCUGAGGAACUUUUCAUUUGAUGAAAUUGCUGCUGCUUGCCAUCAUUUCUCGUCAGAUCGAUGUGUUUCAGAAGGUCUUUCUUCCUUUAUCUAUAAAGCUUCAUUUGGAGAUGAUGGUUCAAAAAAGUUCGAAGCAACUAUUACUCGCCUUCACCCAUCCACUCAGGGUUUAAAGGAUUUUAUUAACGAGGUAAAUACAAUUGCAUCUUUGCAUCAUCCUAAUCUUUGUAAAUUGCUUGGUUACCAUGCACGUGAUGGUUCCGAACAAAGAAUGUUAGUAUAUGAGAGGCUCAUUCAUGGAGGCUUAGAUCGGCUACUCUAUGGGAGAUCAGAUGGUCCUCCCAUUGAUUGGAAUACAAGAAUGAAAAUUGCUUUAUGCGCUGCACAAGGUCUUACUUUCUUGCAUGAAGAAGGGCCUUUCCAGGCCAUGUACAAUGAAUUUUCAACUUCCAACAUACAGAUUGACAAAGAUUUUAGUGCAAAGCUUUCAGGAUAUGGUUGUGUUGGCCACAUUCCUGAGAUGGAGAUCUCUAAUAAUUCUGUUGCAGUGGCAAACCUUUCAGUGGAAACAGUGGAGAAAGGAUUGCUUACCCCAAAAAGCAAUGUUUGGAGUUUUGGAGUUGUUCUUCUAGAAAUACUUACUGGCCGGAAGAAUCUUGAUAGCCGUCAUCCCAAGGAAGAGAGGAAUUUAGUCAAAUGGAGCCGGCCUUUCCUAGCUGAUGACUGUCGACUAUCACUGAUCAUGGACCCUCAUUUGAAAGGCCGUUUCCCAACCAAAGCAGCCAGGACAGUCGCUGACAUAGCUCAAAGAUGUCUUCUGAAGGAUCCAUCAGAAAGACCCACCAUGAGAGCCAUCGUUGAACACCUCAAAAUCAUACAAGACAUGAAGUAUUCCUGUCGUUUUCCUCUACAAGAACCUGCAACCAUUGCUGGAAAGCAAAUGUCAAGGUCACCGAGUCUCAAUGGAAUCAUUAUGCCAGCUCCCAGGUCAAGUUUCUCGCCAUCUCCGCCAUCAAGAGCCCAACCAUCGAUUUCCCCUACUAGACGACCAGCUCUGCCAUUGUCUCUUCCUCCACGUGCGUGUUCCUCCACCCUUUCGUUGGAGGAGCUUGAACGACAGGAAAGCCGAAAAUCAUCAUCAUCAUCUAUCCGGAGAGCUAGUGUUGAAGGUUUUUGAUUGUCUAUAAUGUGCAUCUUUUUCUCUUUUAAAUUUUUUUUUUUUUUUUUGGUGCUUUUUUUCUUCAUUUUUUUGUUGGUGAUUCAACACAAUAUAUAGAAGAUAAACAUGUGGUCCUUCCACCUACACAUCCCUCAACAUGAUGGAAGAGAGGAUGCUCUUUUGUAGAUAGUGAAAGCCCAGUCUGACUGAGUUCAAUUAGUUUUCUCUAAUCCAGAAUGCAAAUUAUAUUUAUAGAAA